AUGACGGUUUUUCUAAGUAUUAGUUUUGGACUUUUUAUAUUUUGUUCAAUAGAAUCAAAGUCUCUAAAUAUCAAGCAGUCUAAGAAGCCAAUGUUUAAAGACCUUUACAGAAAACUAAACCCAGAAGUAGGAGGAAAUCCUGGAGAGCCACUGGUGUUAGCUGACGUCCACCAUCACGUCUAUGAUACAUAUUGUCCAAUGGGAUCGUACUAUGAACAUGAGACUGAUUGUACGAAGUUUUAUCAGUGCGCGCCCUGGGGAGCACAAGAGAUGAACUGUCCUUCUGGGACUGUAUUUGAUCCCAAAAUUUCCGUUUGUAAUUGGCCUCGACCAGGUUUAUGUGAUAGGACGACUACAGAAAUCACAACCACAAUAAAACCGGUAAGUACUUCUAAUAUAAUAGAAGAAGAAAGUACUACUGCGAACACGACAAUACCAUCAGCAGAAACGAAUAAUAUUGAAACAUCUACAGAAAUUGUUUCUCAGAAACCUGACACAGAAGAGACAGUAACAGAAACUCAAGGACUAGAAAACACAACCACUGAUUCUGAAGAAACUGAAGAGACUGUAUCUAAUAUUCCUAAUACCGACGAACAAUCUACUGAUACUGAAGAGCAAGCAACAAGUAGUGAAGAAUCAGCAGUUAGCACUGAACAACCGCUAAGUACUUCUAAUAUAACAGAAGAAGAAAGUACUACUGUGGACACAACAACAGCAUCAGCAGAAACGAAUAAUGUUGAAACAUCUACAGAAAUUGUUUCUCAGAAACCUGAAACUGAAGAGCCAGUAACUGAUACUCAAGGACCAGAAAACCCUAAAACUGAUUCUGAAGAAACUGAGGAGUCUGUAUCUAAUAUUCCUAAUAGUACAGAGGGGUCCCACAAUCAACCUACUUAUACUGAAGAACCGGCAUCAAGAGAGAGUACUACUGUCAAUACGGCAAUAGCAUUAGCAGAGACAAAUAAUGUUGAAAAAUCUACAGAACUUGUUUCUCAGAAACCUGAAACUGAAGAGCCAGUGACUGAUACUCAAGGACCAGAAAACCCAACAACUGAUUCUGAAGAAACUGAAGGGACUGUAUCUAAUAUACCUAAUAGUACAGGGGGACCUGAAAAUCAAUCUACUGAUACUGAACCAGCUGAAAGUACUGAAGCACUAGUAGCCAGUACUCAAGAACCAGUAUUGAGUACUGAAGCACCAGCAGCGAGUACUGAAGAACCAACUGUGCGUCCUGAACAAUCAUCAGCGAGUAGUAAAGCACCAGAAGUUUCAACUGAUCUGAUUGAAGAACCGGUAGCGACUGAUUCCGAGAAGCCUGAAACUGAUGAACCGAACCAGAACCUGCCUUCAUCCAAGACCCCUACUAGUACAGAGGCUACUGCUACUGAAGAGCCAGCAGCCAGUAAUGGAGAACCAGCAGUGAAUACUGAAGAAUCAGCAGUGAGUCCCGAACAAUCUGAUUCCGAAAAGCCUAGAACUGAUGAAUCGAUGACUGACACUCCAGCACCAGAAUCUUCAAUAAAUAUUUCUGGAGAAUCUGAAGAGCCUUCCUCCAAUACUCCUAAAAGUACACAUGGAUCAGAUAAUCAAACUACUAAUACUGAACAACCAGCAGUCAGUACUGACAAACCAGUAGUGAGUACUGAACAAUCAUUAGCGAAUAGUGAAGUACCAGAAGAUUCAACUAAACUGACUGAUGCAUCGCAAGUGACUGAUUCCGAGAAGCCAGAAACUGAAGAACCGGUAAUUAAUAUUCCAGCUCCAGAAAAUUCAACAAAUACUCCUGAAGAAUCUGAAGAACCUGCAUCCAAUACUCCUAAUAAACCAGCAGUGAGUACUGAACUACCGUCAGCGAGUAGUAAAACACCACAAGAUUCAACUGAUCUGAAUGAAAUAUCUACAGUGACUGAGUAUCAGGAACAAGAAACUGAAGAAAAAGCAACUGCCACUCAGUCACCACAAAAUCUAACUACAGCCAAAGAGGCUGUUUCCAAUGAUCCUAGUAGUACAGAAAACUCGAAAGAUUCAAGUGAAAUUAAUGAUACUGAUUUACCAGAGGAAAAAGUCACAGAGACCGCAAGUGGCCAAAGUAUUUCUCCUAAAGAUUUCACAGAGACAACAGAAGUACCAGAGAAGUCAGGCAGGCACGUAGCCAGGAAAUGUGCUUGA
This is a messenger RNA of Diabrotica virgifera virgifera (western corn rootworm), 2169 nucleotides long. Its product is annotated as zonadhesin-like. The record is from RefSeq and is a predicted model, not a curated record. Gene Ontology annotation, molecular function: chitin binding. Lineage: Eukaryota; Metazoa; Arthropoda; Insecta; Coleoptera; Chrysomelidae. Bases 1 to 2169 code for a protein of 722 amino acids. The transcript has 5 exons. Gene Ontology annotation, cellular component: extracellular region.